Molecule: messenger RNA, 980 nt
Organism: Setaria italica (foxtail millet)
Lineage: Eukaryota; Viridiplantae; Streptophyta; Magnoliopsida; Poales; Poaceae
Product: putative F-box/LRR-repeat protein 23
Exons: 2
Coding region: 1-909 (302 amino acids)
Molecular function (GO): protein binding
Source: RefSeq, a predicted model, not a curated record
AUGCCCCCUCCCUCCAGCGGAGGUAGCCGCAAGAAACCUGCUGCCUUGCCGCCGCCACCGCCGGCGGCACCCGCGUCCAUGGAGGAGAGGGACUGGGCGGCGCUGCCCGGCGACAUCCUAUUCGCCGUCUUCCUCAUGCUGGGGCCCCGCGAGAUCAUGGAAGGCGCGGACCGUGCGUGCUCAUCGUGGCGGCGCGUUGCCGUCGGCGAGCCAAAGCUGUGGCGCUGCGUCGACAUGGGCAAGGCCCGGCAGUGGUCGUCCACUAGGAAGCCGUGGCGGGCGACGGCGCGUGGCGCCGUCGACCGCGCCGCUGGCCAGUGCGAAGCCUUCUCGGGACCCUGCGAUGAUGAGUUCCUAACCUAUUUGGUUGAGAGAGCACCAUCUUUGAAAAUCUUGCAUCUCAGACAUGACGAUUCAUUUAAAGUGGCAUUGGAUGUGAAACUACUCAAGAAGCUCCCACUUCUUGAAGAUGUUGAUAUUUCACUCUCGUAUUUUAGUGAUGGUGCCUCCCAGGUGUUGUUUGAAGCUAUAUGUGAAGCUUCUCCCCAACUUCAGAAACUCAGAAUGAGCUUCGAUGUAUGCAGUGAUAGCAAUUAUUAUGAUGAUGACAUGGAUUUUUCUGAUAAAGCAUAUGUGAUUCCAGUGAUGUCUGAGUUGCACUCUUUAGAAUUGGUGGGCUAUAACCUUACUGCUGCAGGAUUGACAGCCAUCAUUGAUAAUUCUCCUGUUUUGGAAUCUCUCAAUGUUACUGGAGGUUACAUCAUUGGCACGAUGGAUCAGGAGCUGCUUGCAAAAUGUGCAAGAGUGAAAAAUCUGGUUCUUCCAUCUGAUUCGGAUGAAGACUAUGAUGAAGAAUAUGAUCCAGAAGAAGGCUAUGAAUCGGACUACAUAUAUGAAUAUUUUCGCUAAGUUGUGGUGGAUGUUGAACUUAAGUAAUGCUGAUGUCCAGGGUAUUAAUGUGUUAUUACAUGCCCUUGUCU